CAGAGCGCCGCCAGCUCUCCGGCCGCGCUGCCGUGCUCGGCCCGGGCGGCCCGCAGCGCAGCCGAGGCCGGCAGCGGGCAGCCCCAUGCGGCACGGGCGGCCCUAGGCUGCGCGUCGGCCGCGGCACGAUGCGGCUCCCUCUGCGCCUGGCGUGGCUGCUCGGGCUCUGCAGCCUCUGCCGCGGGUACUUCGAGGGGCCGCUGUACCCCGAGAUGUCCAACGGGAGCCUGCACCACUACUUCGUCCCCGAUGGGGACUACGAGGAGAACGACGACCCCGAGCGGUGCCAGCUGCUGUUCCGGGUGAGCGAGCAGCGGCGGUGCGGCGCGGCGGCGGCGGGCGGCGGGCUCAGCCUGCGCGAAGAGCUGACGGUGCUGGGGCGGCAGGUGGAGGACGCGGGCCGGGUGCUGGAGGGCAUCGGCAGGAGCAUCUCCUACGACCUGGACGGGGAGGAGAGCUACGGUGCCUACCUGCGCCGCGAGUCCGCCCAGAUCAGCGACGCCUACUCCAGCUCGGACCGCUCGCUGAGCGAGCUGGAGGGCAAAUUCCGGCAGGGCCAGGAGCAGGGCGGCCGGGAGGAGUCCCGCCUGGGCGACAGCUUCCUGGGGCUGCUGCUGCACGCCCGCGCCCUGCUCCGAGAGACCCGCCACGUCUCCAGCGGGCUGCGCGACAAGUACGACCUGCUGGCGCUGACGGUGCGCAGCCACGGCGCCCGCCUCAGCCGCCUCAAGAACGACUAUCUCCGCGCCUGAGCCGCCGCGGCCGGGCCCGACCCGCGGCGGCCUCGGCAGACACCCCCAGCCCCGCCGCCGGGCCCCCGCACGCACGGCCCUGGCGUCCGCCUGGAAGGAGCACCUCCUUGGACAAAGCCUGCAGUUAGGAAGCUCGGAAAAGGCAUCCGAGAUCGUCAAGUCCAGCCUUUGACUGAAUACCACCACGCCCACUAAACCAUGCUGAGAAGUGCCACAUUUGCUCAUUUUUUUUUGGACGCUUCCAGGGAUAGUAACUCAACCAAAAUACGUUCUUCUUCGUGGAAAAAAACCUUAUUUAUUUUACCUUUUAAACAAAUAGCCCAAUUCUAUAAACCAGGAGGUUCGAGAGAUGGAUGGCACACCAGAAGAGUGAGCUGAGUCACGGAUUCUUGUGUGCUCACUGUCUUGGCAAAACAUAAUAGCGUUUCUGGGCUGGACCAAGCUCCAGAAGUGCCUGACUGGUGUCUCCCCCGAAGAUGUCAUGCAGUUCCAUUAGUGCCUAGAGGCUUCUUAAAGGAAGUUUAAGUCUGUGUUUUACCCACUUUGAGUCAUUUGUUGUAACAUGAAGUAAAUAAACAUCAGUGUUUGUUAUAGCAUCAGACUAUUUGUUAUAACAUCAGUAAAUAAACAGAAAUGGCAUGACCGUGCUGUUUUUUAUGUAUAUGAGAGCAGUAUUCAAAUCCUAAUAGAAAAGCAGUAGUAGCAUAAGAGACAGCUUCUUGAAUAUCCUUGAAGCAGCUUGACUAUUCUAUGUGCAGUAGCAAAUGUUUGGUCAAGCUGAAACUAUUGCAAUGCAUGCAGCAUACCAAAAGAGUAAAUGUUUGCAGAAUGCUUACUUUUCCAAGCAGGAGAUGUGUGGGUAUUUAUAGUAUAACUCAUUCCACUCAGUGCCCUGUAAUUUGUCAUCUAAUGAAACAAGUCCACACUAAUGUUUCAUAUCAUAUAUGAACUCUUGACACUUUUUAUGUUUCAGUAAAAUAGAAACAUUUUUCUAUUUUAAAUAUGGCAGAAUUCUGAUUUUGUUUCAGUAGCGUUGAUUUUGGAAGGUUUUAAAUGGUCCUUUCUAAGAGAAAAUGAAGAUAUCUGAGUCUGGUCUAUGUAUGAGUUCAUGCAUUUAAUACAAAUGUUCAAUCUUAUGCAGAUUUGAUGAAGCCAAUACAAAAAUCUUUUAGGACAUUUAAAUCUACUAGAGUUUGUUUUACAUAAUUUUGGCUGACCUAAGCAAAUGUAUAUGUUAAAUAUAUAAUUUUUGAGUCAGAGCUGAUACAUUAAAUGGUUUUUGUAGAGCUGUCUGCAAGAACUGAGUGCUUAGUGAUAUUCAGCAGUUUAAAGUUUUAAAUUCAAUUUUUUUCUUUAAAAACUAUUAAAACUAUAUUGCAAUACUCUGUGCAAUCUUAUAAAUGUCUUUCUUUUGCUUUUUAUUUGAUAAAACUUACUUGUUUGGGAGGUAUGAAGAUCCCCUGGUUCUGGAUCUUCAUACAGCCUAUUUUAAAUAGUAAAGGUCCUUUUAUCAUUGAAAAUUUGGUAGUUACUUUUAAGCAGAGAGCUUUAAAAGGAUGAUUGUAGCAGUAGUCAUCCCCAUUAUGUCCUUCUCUUAUAUUAAAAUACUAUAUUGGUACUAGAUUCUUUUUUCUUUUUCAGAAUGCAGAAGGUCGAGCUAAAAUUGAGCUGACAGUGGGGUUCUUUUGUAGUUUUCUGAUGAUUUUCAAAACAUGGAUUAUUUCUGAAUUUAUUAAAGAGUUUAUCAUGCUGAAGAGCAAAAGACUAUUUUCUGGGGGGGAAAAAAAAGGUGCUGCAGCUGGAAAAGUCAUAGAGAACUCACUUAAGUUUUUCAUCAAGGGGAACAGGCUGCCCAGAGAAGGUGUGGAUGCUCCAUCCUUGAAAGUUUUCAAAGCCAGGCUAGAUGGAGCCCCGAGCAACCUGGUCUAGUGGAGGGUGUCUCUCCCCGUGGCAGGUGGAUUGGAAUGAGAUGAUUUUUAAGGUCCCUUCCAGCUCAAAGCGUUCUAGGAUUGAAGUCAAAGCAAGGCACUAAGGGACUCCCCUGCACUUCUCCCCAGGUAGCUCACUUUUGAAGGCAGUGCUCUGGUGUGGACAUUCUCACAUCCACUGGUACACACAGAACGGAAGAAGCUCAGAGCAUGCACAAAACCAUUAAUAAAAGCUCGAGAAAGAAAAGUGUACUUGUCUUGUGCUGAGUUAAUGGGUAGGAAUUCAGAGGAGAGUGUGCAAACUGGAUUUCAAAACUGCAAUUUUCAGUUUCACAGGUUGACUUACCCAGGACCAUCAUCACAAAGGGAAGUCGAGCGAAGUUUUCAAAACCUUGGUGAGCCUUUAAAAAACCUUAUGUGUGCCAAGCUGGGGUGUAUGAAUUGUCUGAAGCUAAAUUGUUGUUCCUCUAGGUUGUCAUGUACUCAGAUGCAGUUUAGCAAGACGUAAACCUCAUAAGCAAAAAAUAUACCUGGCUAGGUCUCUAGAAACAACCUUGUGAGCUACAGAGCUCUGGUUAUAAUCUUGUCUAGGAAAUGUGUAUUUUGUGGGGAAAUUCUGUUGGAUGUGUCUAUUACUGUUGGUGUGGCUGCUUGUUUAGAUGGUCUUCAUGUUUCUUUACCAGUUUCUUGCUCAUGCUUCUUGAAUGUCAAUUUUGUGACUAUUAAAGAAAUUUUCAGCUAACA
Molecule: messenger RNA, 3424 nt
Organism: Pyrgilauda ruficollis (rufous-necked snowfinch)
Lineage: Eukaryota; Metazoa; Chordata; Aves; Passeriformes; Passeridae
Gene: FIBIN
Product: fin bud initiation factor homolog
Exons: 2
Coding region: 129-752 (207 amino acids)
Source: RefSeq, a predicted model, not a curated record